Molecule: messenger RNA, 1463 nt
Organism: Danio rerio (zebrafish)
Lineage: Eukaryota; Metazoa; Chordata; Actinopteri; Cypriniformes; Danionidae
Gene: sfrp1b
Product: secreted frizzled-related protein 1b
Biological process (GO): regulation of multicellular organismal development; Wnt signaling pathway
Cellular component (GO): extracellular region
Source: RefSeq, marked provisional
AGGACGAGUGCGCGCGGUAGCGUACUAAUGCAAACAGAGCUCUUAACACAGCGACGCAUGUGGAUAUAACUGUUCGGUACAGUAUUUUCGUCCUUGUGCCAUGAAGAACCUUGCCCUGAAGCUGUGGCUCUCCAUCGCUCCGUUUCUUUGUCUGCCGCUGCUCAAUGCCUUGGAGGAUGAGGACUACAUCUGGCCACCGGACAGUUCCGACAAACACCCGCCGUGUGUGGACAUUCCCGAGGACCUGAGGCUGUGUUUUAACGUUGGCUACGGGAGGAUGAUGCUCCCCAAUCUACUGGACCAUGAGACCAUCGCGGAGGUGAAGCAGCAGGCGGUCAGCUGGGUUCCGCUGGUGCACAAAGCCUGUCACAAGGGCACACAGGUCCUGCUCUGCUCGCUCUUCGCCCCAGUGUGCCUCGACAGACCCCUAUACCCGUGCCGCUGGUUCUGCGAGGCUGUCCGGGACAGUUGUGCCCCCAUCAUGCAGGCGUUUGGCUUUCCCUGGCCAGAAAUGCUCAGAUGUGAUAAGUUUCCUUUGGGCGAGGUUUGCAUUUCAUCGAACGCCACCAAGAGUAAUGAAACAGACUUAAUCGCAGGUGGCUCAUCUGUUUGUCCAGCAUGUGAAAAUGAGAUGAAAACAGAUUUGAUUCUGGAUCAGAUGUGUGCCAGUGAAUUUGCAAUCAAGACGAAGAUCAAAGAGGUUAAAAUAGACAACUUGGACCGAAAAGUCAUUCUGCAGAAAAGGAGAAAACUGGUGAGGGCUGGAAGUAUGAAAAAGCAGGAUCUGAAGAAGCUUGUGCUUUACCUGAAAAGUGGAGCACAUUGUCCAUGCCAACAGCUGGAAAACUUAGAGAACCACUAUCUAAUCAUGGGUCGAAGUGUGGGGAAACAGUAUGUUUUGACAGGCAUUCACAAGUGGGACAAUUCUAGCAAAGAUUUUAAGAAAACCAUUAAAAAACUCAAAAACCAUAAAUGUCCGUCUUAUGAUCACGUGUUUAAAUAAUAAUCACUUGGAAACUAAUCUUACAAACAUAACAUGAUAUUACUUUUUGUGUUACAUGCCACAAUCUAGUUUCAAAAGAGCUUGUUUGACAAACAAAUGGUGAAAAAAGUGCAGACGAGUCUUAUUUAGUUCAAUCUCAAGAUGUUUUUCUAAUCAAUCAUCAUUAUGAGUUCUGCUUUCACCUUUUGAUUUAUCUUGUUGGAUUAAUAUCUAUCGGUGCAAUCUGUUUAAAAUGUUUAUGUUGUAAUAUUCAUCACAGCUGUCAGUUAUUCUUCUAUUCAGUACAAUACAUACUGCACAAUACCUUAGAUAAUAAAGUGACAACCUUAACAGUACAUUUUGUCUCGCAUAGGAUGCAAAUCACAAUUAUUCUCGCAGUGAAAUGUGUCCUAUAGCAUGCCUGUGGACUUGCACAAUGCACUGUAAUCAGUCAACAUUAAAACAGAAUGUAUUUUUAAUA